Messenger RNA from Colletotrichum paranaense, 786 nucleotides. RefSeq lists its product as uncharacterized. The transcript has a single exon. Lineage: Eukaryota; Fungi; Ascomycota; Sordariomycetes; Glomerellales; Glomerellaceae. Bases 1 to 786 code for a protein of 261 amino acids. The record is from RefSeq and is a predicted model, not a curated record.
AUGGGUAAAAGGGUAAGGGCUGGAGAGAUGAUUCUUGACGGUAGAAAGUAUAAGCUGGAUGGGGGCACACGUGUGGUUGACGUCCAAAAGUGUUACUCGAUGGCUAAGGGUAAGAGAAUCACAGGAAUUCCGCCGAAGUCGCAUUCUCCCCCUUCGCGUCUUCGCCCAAAUUCUAUUCCCCCUUGGCGUUCUAGCGCACGUUCCUUACACCUACGUCAGGCCAUCUCAUCAGUGCUAGGGUGUGUGCGGUCUCCUCGGGUCGUCAUUCGCCCGCGAGAAGAAGAUGAGAGAGUUGAGAGACACAAGCGCAGCACUGAGCUAGGGCGGCGGCUGGGGAGACACGGGGGGCCUAUCCACUGCAUCCUUCUCACUCUUUCGGUGUAUGAAUCCCUUUCUCGCACUUCUAUUGAGUUCUCGAGUUGUAAUAAGGCCCUGUCAACAUUUGAACUAAACCCCGCACUCGACUCGAUCGGCAUGCCGAUUUGCUGGGCCCCAGCCGUGUGUCUGCGCGGGCGGCGGCCAACCCAUCUCAGGGUCCAACCAACCAUGAACCCGGCAUGGUACUUUACCUUUUCCUUCUCUGUGACGCUUGCUCGCUCAAUGUCUGUCCUACCCUGUCUUGGGUUGUCCGAUGUUGCCUUACUUUGCCUUGCCUCUCCUCCUCGGCCUACUAGAUACACCCGGCUGAGCCGUGCACACCACCACUUACACCACUUACCGAACCACAACCAUUUCGGACAGACCAGGGGUCCAAGGCUCCGAAGAGGGUUGGCUGGGUUGAGGUAG